UCCCUCACAUUGUUAAUGUAACCGUGGGACAAUCAACAGCCUUCGCGGUUAACUUGUUACCAGUUGUUUAAUUUGUAUUACUGUUAUAAUGGCAACUCCUGAAUAUUAUACGCUGGAAGGAGGGGACAGAAUGCCCAGGAUCGGCUUCGGAACAUGGCAAGCAUCAGACGAGGUGCUGGAGAGGUCGGUGGAGGCUGCCCUGGCGGCCGGCUACCGGCACUUCGACACGGCCCGGGCCUACGAGAACGAGGCCGCGCUGGGCCGGGCACUGCGCCGCUGGAUCGGCGAAGAUACAACCAGGAGGCAACACCUGUUCAUCGUCACUAAGCUGCCUCCUGGAGGAAACCGUCCCGAACUGGUAGCAGAAUACUUCGAAGCAUCAAUGAAGGACCUCGGGCUGGAGUACGUGGACCUAUACCUCAUGCACACACCCUUCGCGUUCGUCCACGUGCCCGGGGACCUGCACCCUAAGAACCCCGACGGCACCAUGCGAGUGGAUCACUCCACGGACCUUCUAUCGGUGUGGAAGAGCAUAUGUAAACUGAAGGAGUCUGGUCGCGCACGUCACGUGGGCGUGUCCAACGUGAACGCUGAACAGCUGCGGCGGCUGUGUGCGGUGCAGAAGCCGGCGUGUCUGCAGGUGGAGGUGCACGCGCUAUGCCAGCAGCCGGCGCUGGUCGCGGAGGCGCGUGAGCUCGGCGUGCCAAUCGUGGCGUACUCCCCGCUCGGAUCCAAGGCCUUAGCUGAUGCCCUCGCUGAGAAAACAGGCCGCGAGUACCCUGACCUGCUAAAGUUACCCAUAGUGCAGCGCAUCGCGCAGGCGCACGAUCGCACUCCUGCGCAAGUUCUGCUGCGACACACGCUGCAGCGAGGCCUGGCCGCCAUCCCCAAGAGCACGAAUCCUGAUCGCAUCAAACAGAACAUCACCCUGUGGGAUUUCGAGCUGAGUGCGAGCGAGAUGUCCGAGCUGGCGGCGCUGGAUCGCGGGGAGCAGGGCCGCAUCUGCGACUUCUCCUUCUUCCUCGGGAUCGACAAACACCCAGAGUUCCCUUUCAAAAAGUAACUCGUAAUUAUACAGGGUUGAUAGAAGGGAUCUGAACCGUGUAUAAUAAAUUAACUAGGUACCUAAUAAAGAUUAUUACUUUGUUAUCAAAAAUUAUAUACCUACUCUUCAAAAGUAUUACUAUUAUUGUUUAAAUAAAUUAAGCUUAAAAAA
Plodia interpunctella (Indianmeal moth) is the source of this 1216-nucleotide messenger RNA. Its product is annotated as aldo-keto reductase family 1 member A1-like. The record is from RefSeq and is a predicted model, not a curated record. The coding region runs from base 89 to 1063 and encodes 324 amino acids. The transcript has 6 exons. Gene Ontology annotation, molecular function: oxidoreductase activity. Lineage: Eukaryota; Metazoa; Arthropoda; Insecta; Lepidoptera; Pyralidae.